AUGGAAGGCCUCAGUCCCGGAGUUUUUGGUUAUAAACCAGCUCCAUCCAUCUGGCAUAAAGACGCCGACAUUAGCAUAAAUUUCUUGUUAAGCUACGUCGGGAAUCAAAUGGCUCAUGCCGAUGGCAUCAAGAUGGCAAAGUUCAAUGUGGACAGCGCCGUCUACACUUCAAAGCGGAUGAUUCGUCUACCAGAUGAUGACCUUCAAAGCCUUUGCAUUGACUGUAUUCCCGAUUGGAGCGCGCGGGGGGAUACCGCUUUAUAA
Molecule: messenger RNA, 264 nt
Organism: Botrytis sinoallii
Lineage: Eukaryota; Fungi; Ascomycota; Leotiomycetes; Helotiales; Sclerotiniaceae
Exons: 1
Coding region: 1-264 (87 amino acids)
Source: RefSeq, a predicted model, not a curated record